This is a messenger RNA of Neofelis nebulosa (Clouded leopard), 8719 nucleotides long. It is a transcript of the gene GALNT10, whose product is annotated as polypeptide N-acetylgalactosaminyltransferase 10. NCBI's taxonomy places the organism in Eukaryota, Metazoa, Chordata, Mammalia, Carnivora, Felidae. The record is from RefSeq and is a predicted model, not a curated record. Bases 2787 to 4814 code for a protein of 675 amino acids. Gene Ontology annotation, cellular component: Golgi apparatus. The transcript is spliced from 14 exons.
GAGAUCUGCUGAGCCCUGGCAGUCUAUGAUUCUGUAACUUUCCCUUCGACAACUUUACAGAAUUCACAAAAUAGAGGAAACGGGGCCUGAAGGAAAUGGUCUGCUGCAUAGCAUUUUGUGAAAAAGUGGGACAGUUCCCCAAGGAAAGAAAUCCGUGGAAGGACACAGAACCUGGAGACGUUUCCUUAGGCAGCUGGCAGUGGCAGCUUCACAGCCUAGCACAGGCCUGCCUGUCGCUCCUCAGUAAUGUCCCCACCAGCUGCAGAUGAAGCAAAUGAGCAUUAAGUGGGGGAACCUCGUGGUCUGAGUGAGCCUGCAAGGUCCUGCCUGCAGGUCACUGGUCACAGCAGCAGCUGUAAACACUGUGCUCAGGGCAGCGCAGAUGGGGCUCUUUCUGAGACCACGAGGUCACUUGUCCUCUGAAGCCACCCUCUCUGCGGUCUUUCCCUGCCACCUGCAGACAUAAACACUGCUUUCAGCUUCAGUGCUAGAGGGACCUUUGAGAGUGAUCUCCCUAGGAGUUCUCAGCCCGUGUUUUCUGCAGCCCCAGUGAGUGAGUGAGUGUGUGUGUGUGUGUGUGUGUGUGUGUGUGUGUGUGUGUGUCUGAAAAUGGAAUUGAGAACAAGGAGAACACAUGGCUCUCUAGGCCCUCUGUCAUGGCUCUGCCAUUGACUCAGUUCUGGGACCCUGAGCAAGUUACUUAAUCUCUCCUGAAUCUCAGUCUCUGCCUCUGUGAAGAGGACGUGAGGGAAUGCGUGUUAGCACGCUUCCUGAUAAAGUUGAUCUAGUAUCUUCUCUAAUAGCACGACUUGUACAGUGCCUUGGGCUUUUCAAGGAGCUUUUCACAUAUGUGAUCUCACAAAAUUGUCCUAACAGCCAGAAGGUAGUAUCGCCCUCAUUUCAUUGAUGCAGGAACUGAGACUAAAAAGCCAGGCCUGGAAGUUCACAAUUUCAUCAUAAUAGGGCCCUUGUACUUUCUAAAGGUUUGUCCUGGUGUUCGGUGUGCUGGUGACAGGGUCCUACAGGCUGACGUUUGCGUCGUCCACAGACUUCCGUGAAUCACAGUGAUGUUCUGCUGAGGUGGGGGGAGCCCCUGAUGUGCACCAUGUGGGGUCUGCUUUGGCUGGAGGGAGACUGGGAGUGUCAUCCAGACCCUGAGCUCGAAAUCUCCAGUCUGUCACUCCAGCCAGCUGCGUGACCUGGGACACAUGACUUGACCUCUCGGAACCUGAGUUACCACAUGUGUGAAAUAGGGAUAAUCAUAGUAGCACCUCCUGCAUGGGCCGAUUGAGAGCAUUCAGUGAGAUAAUCCGUAUAAAAUGCGUAGCCCAGUGCCUGACCCAAUAUGCCUUAUAUGCCUUUGCUGCCAUUACUUCUAUUAUUAUAAUUGUUACCAUUUUCACACUAGACAUACCCAUCUUCAAAUGAGCCACUUUCCGUAUUUUGGCCAUUAUGCAUUAAACGCAUUCUUAAUAAACUCAUUUUAGGCUUGAAAUGGUAGGCUCUUCUGGUUUUCUUUUUAGCAUCUGUUAGAAGUAUUUUUAAAAGCUCUGUCUGAAUUCACAGGGAGCCCCUGUAAAUCCACUUGAAAGCGGAUCUCAUCACUAAAACCCCACAAAACACCUCGGUGAGAAUGGAGGAGUCGGGCUGUAAUUUACGGCGUCCACUUCUCGCUGCCAUUUGGCAUUUUGCAAACUGCCACUGCCAUUAGCCGUCACUUUUGAGUAUUUAUGAUCUCGUGGUUGAAGCACUUUGAUUCUCAUAACAGAAACAGGGUCACAUUUAGAAGAUGUGCCCUACGCCGAGCUGGAAAAUGAGAUCCCCCGGGGUGGCUGAUGGAUGGGGCCGCACGGGGAAGCGUGGCCUGCCAGCCAGCCUGAGCUGUGCCCUUUCCCUACACCCCGCUUGGAAGCCGUCUUUAUGUCUCAGGCCUUAGCCUGCCAGGCCUGGGCUUUCUGCUUGGCAAUGGCCAAGAGCCUGGGGCAAAAAGACGUGUAGCUAAAUACCACACUGUUUUCCACACGGAUGCCCUUUACAGCCAUGAGGUUGGCAAAGAUAGAGCUAGGAUUUGGCAGGAAUUCCUCCGUGGUCCUAAACUGGUUCUUUGUGUCCCAGGUAGUGGGGCAGAUUGUGGAUAUUGCAAGUGGGGAAGUGUGAGGGAAAUACGGCACCAACAUACUAAACUGGCAGUGGGAGAGAUACCAUCCCCUACUUUGGGCCUCAGUUUCUCCUCUGCUAAAUGGGAGGAUUUGGUCUUGCUGAGCUCUGAGGACCAUUCUCCUAGCCCGUUGAAUCUCUUGGUUCCCAUGAGAUGUUUGGCUGCUAACUCAUACAGGAGUUUUGAUCAGUAGAGUUGAGGGUUUUCAGAGGAGGAAGGAAAUUGCAUCUAAGUUGCAGUAAAAAAAAAAAAAAAAAAAAAUCAAGACAUGCACUGUGUAUAAAAAGGAGCACUGUCUCCAUCACUGUGUAAUGCAUGUUAUGAGAGCCUGUCCACCAGGAAAGCCUGUGAGAACUUAGACGGGCCCCUUCUCCUCCUAGACCCGUUUCUCCCUCUGCAGUAUCCGUCCAGGAUGCCACCUUAUGCUAAAUUGUGCCUCUUGGCUGGGACAGUUUCUUAGAGUUUGCUUGUUUCUGAUGACCUUGACAGUUUCGAGGUUGAGUAUUUUGUGAAAUCUGAUUUUGGGUUUGUCUGAUGUUUUUCUGCUGUUUUUAGAUGAGAGUUAUGGAUUUGUGGGAGGAAGGACCGCAGAUCAGGCUGCAUUACAUCAAGGGCACAUACCAUUAACAUGACUUCACCCUUUGAUGUGGACCUUGAUCACCUGGCUGAGGUGGCACUUGUCAGAUUUUUCCACUGUGAAGUCACUCCUUUUCAUGCUGCACUCCCUAGACAGAAGUCCCCAGGUGCACCCCACCCUCUAUUUGGGGGUCAUGACGUAUUAGUAACGACUCCGGACGUGCCUGGCACAGUGUUGGUGACCCGGGAUAUAGAGGGCCUUCCCAGCCUCACUGCCCACUCUUCCCUGUGUCGUCACAUCCCCUUCUCAUCAGUCUCAGGUGAGCAGAAGGCCUUCCCAUGGUGUUUCAUUUCUGCCUCGUUGGAACUCUGCAGGGGCUCCCACAAUCAGCAGAAGAAGAUAUUUUUCCUGGGAGAUGGGCAAAAGCUGAAGGAUUGGCAUGACCAAGAAGCCAUCAGGAGGGACGCCCAGCGCAUAGGAAAUGGAGAACAAGGGAGACCUUACCCCAUGACCGACGCUGAGCGAGUGGAUCAGGCCUACCGAGAAAAUGGAUUUAACAUUUACGUCAGCGAUAAAAUCUCCCUGAAUCGCUCUCUCCCUGAUAUUCGGCACCCAAACUGCAACAGCAAGCGCUACCUGGAGACACUCCCCAACACCAGCAUCAUCAUCCCCUUCCACAACGAGGGCUGGUCCUCCCUCCUCCGCACCGUCCACAGCGUGCUGAACCGCUCGCCCCCGGAGCUGAUCGCCGAGAUCGUGCUGGUUGAUGACUUCAGUGAUCGAGCUCUCCAAUUCUGUGACUUCAGGGAACGUGCUCAUCCAAGAAGACAGUGUGAACACUUGAAGAAGCCACUUGAAGACUAUAUGGCCCUCUUCCCCAGUGUGAGAAUUCUUCGAACCAAGAAGCGGGAAGGGCUGAUAAGGACCCGGAUGCUGGGGGCCUCUGCAGCAACUGGGGAUGUCAUCACAUUCUUAGACUCACACUGUGAAGCCAAUGUCAACUGGCUCCCCCCCUUGCUCGACCGCAUCGCCCGGAACCGCAAGACCAUUGUGUGCCCGAUGAUUGACGUGAUCGACCAUGAUGACUUUCGGUACGAAACGCAGGCGGGCGAUGCCAUGCGGGGCGCCUUUGACUGGGAGAUGUACUAUAAGCGGAUACCAAUUCCUCCAGAACUUCAGAAAGCUGACCCAAGCGACCCAUUUGAGUCUCCCGUGAUGGCCGGUGGACUGUUCGCUGUGGAUCGGAAAUGGUUCUGGGAGUUGGGUGGGUACGACCCAGGCCUGGAGAUCUGGGGAGGGGAGCAGUAUGAAAUCUCAUUCAAGGUGUGGAUGUGUGGGGGCCGCAUGGAGGACAUUCCCUGCUCCAGGGUGGGCCAUAUCUACAGGAAAUAUGUACCCUACAAAGUCCCCGCUGGAGUCAGCCUGGCCCGGAACCUGAAGCGAGUAGCCGAGGUGUGGAUGGACGAGUACGCCGAGCACAUUUACCAACGCCGGCCAGAGUACCGCCACCUGUCUGCUGGGGACGUCGCCGCCCAGAAGAAGCUCCGCAGCUCCCUUAACUGCAAGAGUUUCAAGUGGUUUAUGACCAAGAUCGCGUGGGACCUGCCCAAAUUUUAUCCGCCGGUGGAGCCCCCGGCGGCAGCUUGGGGAGAGAUUCGCAACGUGGGCACAGGGCUGUGUGCUGACACGAAGCAUGGGGCCCUGGGCUCCCCGCUGAGGCUGGAGAGCUGUGUCCGGGGCCGUGGGGAGGCUGCCUGGAACAACAUGCAGGUGUUCACCUUCACCUGGAGAGAGGACAUCCGACCUGGAGACCCCCAACACACGAAGAAGUUCUGCUUUGAUGCCAUCUCCAACACCAGCCCGGUCACCCUCUAUGACUGCCACAGCAUGAAGGGCAACCAGCUGUGGAAAUACCGCAAAGACAAGACCCUGUACCACCCUGUCAGCGGCAGUUGCAUGGACUGCAGUGAAAGUGACCACAGGAUCUUCAUGAACACCUGCAACCCCUCUUCUCUGACCCAGCAGUGGCUGUUUGAACACACCAACUCGACAGUCUUGGAAAAAUUCAACAGGAACUGAGCCCUGGUGUCUCAGCGGGCCUGGUGGGGUCCUCUCCUGGCGCUGCCAGCAGCCUUCCCCUCCCGAGGGAGGCAGGGCUUCCGUGGGCAGCGUGACGUGAAAGGCGCUGGCCAACAGGUCUAGGGCAGAGAGGGCUCUGACGGCUGGAGCAGGAGGCCCACCUGUUCCUUGAGGCCCAGUGGUAGCUGCGGGGUGGACAACAGACCCCACAUGAGGCCCCACAAAGAGCAGUGCCUGCUUUAAUCCCUGACGGCAUCAUGGAAAUCUAGGAGGGCCUUACCAAUUUUGUCACCACGUUCCUUUGGGCAUUAUGUGGGAGAAAUGCCAAGGCAGCCCUAGGCCACCCGAAAAUGGGUCCUACAAGGUUACCUAGCCUUGAGAUGGCUCGUAUGUGACGGCCCUUUAGAAAGAGAAGCCCCUGUUGUCCGUCUGGGCACUUGUAGCACCUCUGCCGUCCGUCCGCUGCAGAAGGGGAGGGAGGGAGUCUUUCUUGGGGCCACUGGUUUCAGCCAUUUAGUUUCUGCCUGUCAUGGAGUAACUGAGUAACUACAGUUACUGCCCGGCUUCUGUUCUGUCACAGCCCCAGGCGAUGCAUUCAAAGGCCGUACCUGGGCCCUCAGAGCAUCUGGUACUGAACACUGGCCAGCUGCCAGGCCUGGGGUCAGAAGCGGGACCCCUAGACGUUCCUUUGCCGCCAUGGACACAUGGGAUGUCUCUCCUUGCUCUCUGGGCACAAGACAGCUCAGCCACCAGCUCUUCAGGGCUGGGUUUCAGAUGACUUGGGCCCAUGGAAAAGGCCUAGUAGAAGACCUCCAAACCAGAUAUUCUGGCUGAAUUUCCCUUAUCAGUGCUUCCAUUUUCCUCUUUCUCUCUUGGGCGAUUACCUGCCUCAAGAAAGGAGCAGAUGUGUGAAGUGCUCACCUCACAAAGUCUGGAGGCCUCCAAGGUGGACCGGGGGCGAAAUGCCCAGCCUCUGACCUCAUUGCGGCUCCAGUUCUCACAUAGAACUCUAGAAUUUUUAUAGAACUGUAUCAUUGGAUCACAAACUAGAACGCCACAUAGGAUUCUGGUAUUCUAGCAUCCAGUUGGCAUUUCUAGAAUGCUGCGAUUUAAAAGAGCCAGCCAAGUGUAAUAUAGUUAAGGCAUCCAGCCCGCAACCUAGAGACAAUCUUUGAAAUCCGAGGUUGGUGGUGUCGGGGGGGAGGGGGUGGGUGACCCAUGUCCGUCAGCUUGUACCGGAGGCCUCGGUACGACACGGUCCACAGUGCAGACCCGAAGCCCUGCACCCUCCACCGCCUUCACAGCUGCAGUGGAGGAGGGUCCCACGAACAGGCAGACACCCAGGUCCAUGCCAGUCCCUCGUGUUUACCUUUUGCUUUAAUUAUGUGUCGGACUCCCAGAGGGCUCCCAAGCUAAUAGGAAGCAUUUCUGCGACCAACCUGCCACCCACUGAUUCAGAAAUGGAAAUCGCAUUCUACAACCUAUGGCUCCCACCAGCUAGUCCAGGAAAUACUUGAAAUCAGUGUUCCAAUUAGAGCUGGGUCUCUCGAUUGUGUCAUUUACCAAUUAAAUGAGACAUUAAUCUGGGAACAGAGCCAUGAAUCUGCCUUUGAGAUGCUGGCUGAUCUCAAGGCCAUCAGUUAUCAGGGGCGGGGAGGCAGAUAAAACACUCCUAACCACCACCACCCCAAUUAAGCAUAUAGCUGGCAAAGCAUCACUUCCUCCACUUCUGCCCCCACACACACCCUGCCCUGGCCACCUGUCCCCAGGAGAGGUGGCCCCUGUGCGUGCAACAGCUUGCUUGAUCCCUUCUUGUUGAUCCCUCCGUGUCUUUUCCAAACGAGUGCCAUAUCUUUAGAAGUGGCCCUCCAUAGGAAGGAGUCCAAAGAUGAGGCCCCUUCUGGGAUCUAGGAGAACAAGAGUUGCAGUUUGGAGAACUGAGGGUUCAUCAUCAGAGAGCAAAGCAGCAUCAUUAAAAUAAAAACUGUGCCUUUUAAAAAGAAAAAAUGCAAAUGUACAGCAAAUCCCUAAACUUGAACAAUUUCCUAGUGCCUUGCUAGACAAACAUAAAGGGGCAGGGUUGGGGGCGGGGGAGGGGAACCUUUCGUGGUAGUGUGUGCAGUUUCUGUUGGAUGAGUGUGUGUUUCUUAACUUCUGAUUUCAAGCAGGAGACGUUGGGCCUAGGGCAGGAUCUGGGAGGCAGAGAUGCCCCUCAAGGGCCAGAGGCUGGAGUUGUUCCAGUUCAUGGCAAGUAACCCUCCAAGUUAAAAGGGCAGCUGGACAACUCAUUUUGUCUGUGGCCUAGAAGGACCUCAGCAACCCCUGGGAGAGGGCCCUGUUUGUAGACCAUGCCUGGAGUCCCCCACCCCAGCCCCCACACGGAGUGCAAUGCACUCGCUAGGUUUCCAGAUGUCCCAUUCCAAGUGGGUGACAGUGUCCUCGGCAAGACCGGGACUCCUGUGGAAAGCAGGUGCAGCAGCAAGCGGGCUUCAGCUUUCCUCCGUCCCAUUAUCUGCUUUUGCACCCUCGACUGGGGAUGGGCAGGUCCUCUGAGCAGCACUUGCUGAGCCCUCACCAGGAGGUGCUGGGACUCGGCAAAGUGUGUAAGAGGGGAAGGAAGAGGUUCACGGCUCAGCUGACCAACUGACUGAUUACAAAUACCGCUGGUUGCUUUGGCCUCCUUUUUGAAAACCACCUGUCUCAGAGAUCCAGGUUCCUGCCCACACUGCCAGCCGAUGCUCAGUACAGCAGCCAGGACCUGUGGAGACGCUCUCAUCUGGGUCAUGGGUGAGAACGUGGGCCCCUUUGCCUCCCUUUAUUCUGAGCAUGAGGUCACAAAACAGGGUGCGGCCAGAAAGCAUCAUGACCGUGUGGCUCACCAGCAGCCUUUCCAGAGGGGGAUCUCCGAAAACAUUUUGGAAUGCAGAGAGCCUCUUUGCUGUAAAUACAAGGCCUUUGGAGGUGGCUAAAUGUUCAGGCACACGUGUGAAAAGCCAUUCUACCGUGUGCCUCCCCCUGGAGCUUUCAACUUUUAAAAUAGUCCAGGAACCACCCCUUUCUCCCCUUGUGGAAGAAUUAGUUCAGAGGCAGAGGGGGGCACUUCCACGGCGGGGGGGGGGGGGGGGUGACAUUAGGCCUAGGGGAGAAAGAGCAGUUCCUGUUGAAGAUGCGGCAUAUAGAUUCCCCAAGUGCACCCUAUAUUCACUUUCCAAACCUACCUGUCGAAUUUCUCUCUCUCCUUAAGAAAGAGAUGAUACCCUUGAAAAUGGAUCCCUGUUUCUUUCUGUGUAUCUUCAUUUUUCUAGUCUCUGGAAUCUCAAAAGCGUGGCAAAGCACUUUACGGUAGUAACCGAGAAUUACUAUGACUGGGGAUUCCUUGCUUCAGUGGUCUCUAGUGUGUACAGAUUGGGCGAUCUUUUAUAAUUCCUGGGAGGCAAUGCGUUUUUAAUGUUUUCUGAAGAUUUUUAAGCAUGGGAGAGGGGCAAGGAGUGCAGUCCAAUUCUGGAAUUCUUUUCUACUUUCCACCGAUGCUCUUUGUGAAAAUCGAAGUAAUAUUUCAGUUCAAACUUGAUCUUGAGCCAAGGCCAAGGCCCACUGCCGCCUCUGAGGUGGGUGUUGGACCUACAUCCCAAGUGACAAGGUCCUCUUAGCAUCCGCUCCCCAGAUGGCUUUGAUUCAGCCUCUCCAGACAACAGGGUUGAGCUCCUGCUCUGUUUUGGGCGUGAAGCGUGGGAUCCCAAAGGGACUACAGGCAGGGAAUAUUGAGAUGGAGACUGGGAUUCUAAACAGAGAGCUCAAGACCACCAACCUCUCUUCUCCUGCCCGGAAAAGUGAGCCUUUGUGAUGAACUGACUUACUGUGUACAAUUGUGAUUGUUGUUGAGUAAACCUCCAGACUUUCUCUAA